Colletotrichum destructivum is the source of this 2105-nucleotide messenger RNA. RefSeq lists its product as uncharacterized. The coding region runs from base 132 to 1391 and encodes 419 amino acids. The transcript is spliced from 4 exons. Gene Ontology annotation, biological process: autophagosome assembly. Gene Ontology annotation, cellular component: phagophore assembly site. The record is from RefSeq and is a predicted model, not a curated record. Lineage: Eukaryota; Fungi; Ascomycota; Sordariomycetes; Glomerellales; Glomerellaceae.
UCCGUCUCUCGUCUCGCUCUUGUCUCUCGCGCGUCCCGAAAGCUUCCUCUCUCCUCCCUCAUCCUCCUCCCCCCAAAAGGCUGUUACUAUUUUCGAGCUGAGCCGGCAAGAAUGACGACCGCAUUCUCAGCAUGACUGAUCCCACAUAUACGGUAUUUGUCCGACUGCCCAUUCUCCGGGGCGAGUUCACAGACCCCCGUCCGGUCACCUGGGAUUCCACCAAGGACGACGUGCUGUGGAACAUCCUAUCCAACGCAGCAAAGACCGAGAUUGACUGUAAGCUGCAGACCAUCCCUUCCCUUGCUGGUCCUCUUGACAGGUAUAGAGGCACUUCCUCGAACUCACCUAUUCCUCCCAGAGCUGCGCAUUUCGACGUGACUGUCGACUUUCUUUUGCAACAAGUAGCGUACCUGACCGAGCGGCACACGGCGCAGCUCCGGGCCCAGGUCCGGAAAGCAACCGCCGCCGCCAAGGGCUCCUCCGCUCCCUCCCCCAACACCGCCGCUGAGCCCCACGGCCACCUGCGGACCGUGUCCGCCCUCUCCAUCCGUCGCGACUCGCCCCUCCCGCGAACCGAUACCAGCACGCCCGCGACCCCGAUCACGAGCUCCCUACGGCCCAACAUCUCCCGCCAUGGCUCUGCCGGCACCAUAACACACAACACUGGCGGCGGCGGCGGCGGCUCGUCAAGCCGUCAGAGCAAGCCCGCGGCCUCGCGUCCAUCCAACGAGACCCAGCGCCGUCGUCUGUCGUCACUGCCGAUCCAGACCACGCCGCGUAGUCCCGAACCGACAUCGCCCGGCGCCGACGAUCUCAGCUCCCCCACGUCCUCGGACGACGAGUCCAGCCCGGCACAGUCGCGCAUCAUCCGCCGCCCUCCCCGCUUCCAGCAACGCGACGGAGCUGGCGAUCUCGAAGACGAAGACGAGGACGCUGAGCCCGCCUUCCUCCAAUACAAGCCCCAGUCGACCAACACAUCGGCGCAGGACUUGGGUUCCACCCUGCGGGGCGACCCUCGGAACGUCCGACGGACACCCAAAGGCAAGGACAAGAUACACCACUCGGAGACGUCGGACUCAUCAACGAGCUCGCCCGCCCUGGUAUCUCGCGGCCCCUCGAUGGGAGAGCGUCGCCCGAUGGGUCCUCUUUCUCCACGGCGUCCGGCCGAGCUGGCCGGCAAAAGUCCGAGCAGGAAGGGGUACUCGCGGGACGGCAGCGACGGGACCCCCAGCAUGGGCAGCAGUUUCAGUGACCUGGACGACGCGUCGGUGACGCAGUCCGCGCUCGAGGAAGCCCUGGCGAGUAAGAUGCAAGACGGCGCCAUUGGGAGCAGGUUCAGCAUCAGUCAAGCGUUUAGAAGCCGCUACAUGCCCAAGCCCGGUCAGCAGUAGCAGCAUUGUGAGAGUGUGUCGGGUUCGUCUCACGGUGGGACAUGGUAUGGUCGGGUCGGGAAGCAUCUUCUGGCGUUUAGGUAAGAUCACGGCAGCGGGUCAAAACUGUCCUUUUUAUGGUUUCGUCGUCUAGGUUGUGAAUUUGGCUAUCGGUUUAGUAGGUAUUGGGAGGUCUAAUACAUUUUUUUUGAAUAUACGGGAGGCUAGAGGUCAAGUAUCAGCGUUACGUACUGAUGGGCCACAUGGUCACCGCGUCAAUACGGCGAUGGCUGGGACACGGUCAGAACAGCAACUUGUAAUGCUAUAGCAUUUGAAUGAGUUCAAAAGCAGUUCAGCCCGGAAACUUGACCACAAACUAUUUACGAAUGGUGCUGAUCCAACUCAGUCGUACAGUAGAUACUCAAAACAGUGUAGAUGUCCAUAUCAGAUCCCUUGGACUCCAAACCUCGUCAAGUCAAGCUCGCUCCAAGAACACUAUGGUGCUGAUUCCCGAGAAAGGGUAAACACGCCCACCUAUCUCCGACCUUCACUCUAUCGAUGUUCAAGCUUCAUGCCUUGCCGCAUUUCGUGGCUCUCGCCUCUCUCGACUUUGACCUUGUCAGCAUGUUCGUCAUGUUCGUUCUGACAACAGCAGAGCGGCGGGGGAGGAUUACCAUCAGCCUCCUCCAUCUUGGGUCCCUCAUACGGGUCCCAGAUCCUCUUCUUCCUUGGCGG